AUGCCUCAACCUGCUACAAAUCAAUGGCUUGAAAUAGCAGAUACAUUCUAUUCAAAGACAAAUUUUCCAAACUGUUUGGGAGCUAUCGACGGUAAGCACAUCAGGUGCAGAAAUCCUCGAAAUUCAGGAUCAUAUUAUUUUAACUAUAAAAAAUAUUUUUCGAUAAUUUUAAUGGCUGUGGUUGAUGCUAACUUGAGUUGUGUGGUAAUUGUUGUUGGAGGUUAUGGAAGAGAAUCGGAUUCAAACGUAUUCAAAGAAUAUCCAUUUGGCAAAAAACUAUAUUCUGGCAUAUGCGGUGGCGUUCAUAACAUUGGUCAAAACUUUUUAAAUUCAUAUAGACCUCACAGGGAUGUCGCUGUUGAUGAAGCUAUGGUAAAAUUCAAGGGUCGAAGCACUCUGAAGCAGUAUAUGAAAGAUAAGCCAGUAAAAAGGGGUUACAAGUUGUGGAUGUUAUGUGAUAGUUCUGGGUACAAUUUAAAAUUUGAAGUGUAUACAGGUAAAAAAGAAGGGACAGUUGAAGCUGGUCUUGGAGGUAGGGUAGUACUUGAUUUAUGUAAGGAAUUGGAAAAUAAAAAUCAUGUGGUAUAUAUGGACAACUUUUUUUCAAGUAAUAUACUUUUUGAAAAUCUGUUGACUAAAAAAAUAUAUGCGUGUGGAACUGUUAGAGCUAAUCGAAAAUUUCUUCCAACACUUACAAAAGACAACCAGUUGCAAAGAGGCGAAUAUGAUUGGGCAACAAGCAAUAAGGGAUUGGCUUUUUAUAAAUGGAAAGAUCGAAAAGCAGUUCAUAUAUUAUCUUCUCUUCACUCACCAGAUGACAAAGUAUUUGUCAACAGGAAAGAAAAAGAUGGAAGUACUUCUAAAGUUCCAUGUCCUUUAGCAUUGAAGGAGUAUAAUUCAAAUAUGAACUUUGUUGACAACUUUGACCGUCUAAAAAAAGAUUACCAGUGUGAUAGAAAAAGCCAUAAGUGGUACAUGAGACUGUUUUUUCAUUUUAUUGAUUGCUGUGUUGUCAAUUCAUUUAUUAUUUACAAAGAAUUGGAUACAGAAGGUAAAAAAUUAACUAAUAAAAAUUUUCGUAGAGAGGUUUACACAGGCUUAUUAUCUAGAAAAUUAGUUGAUGUGCAAUCCCCAUCCAUAGUUAAAAAAAGAACUAAAUCCAAUAUUGAAAUCAGCAACCAUAAGCCACAUGUCUCAAAACAUUUGAGACUUACUGAAUCUAAACAUCAACCAACUGAAGGCAGUAGUAGAAGGUGUGCGAUGUGUUCAACUAAAAAAAAACCACAAAGAACAAAAUGGAUUUGUUCUACUUGUAAAGUUCCUUUGUGUAUCAAGAAAGAAAAAACUUGCUUUCAAGAUUAUCAUACAAAAUAA
Myzus persicae (green peach aphid) is the source of this 1374-nucleotide messenger RNA. Its product is annotated as piggyBac transposable element-derived protein 4-like. NCBI's taxonomy places the organism in Eukaryota, Metazoa, Arthropoda, Insecta, Hemiptera, Aphididae. The transcript is spliced from 2 exons. The coding region runs from base 1 to 1374 and encodes 457 amino acids. The record is from RefSeq and is a predicted model, not a curated record.